Molecule: messenger RNA, 488 nt
Organism: Phymastichus coffea
Lineage: Eukaryota; Metazoa; Arthropoda; Insecta; Hymenoptera; Eulophidae
Exons: 3
Coding region: 6-488 (160 amino acids)
Source: RefSeq, a predicted model, not a curated record
CCGUGAUGAUGAUCGACAUCACAACGCCACAACAGCCGCUCUUGGUGAACUUAGUUUCACCACCAGCGAUACAAGAGACGUCCUGCCGCCAACGAGAACAGGUCGGCGAUCACAACAACACCAUGCCAGUAUGCGGGGGCUGGGAGUGCGCACACUGCGUCGCUGGUCGCUGCAGUCGGCAGCCGCAGUGGGUGGAAUCACCACCGCAGCGCGGCAGCAGGCGGCACGUCGAUCGGAACGGGCCGGUCAGACAGGUGGUGCGAAGAUUAUUCGCAUCACGGUCGAGCAGUCCCGAAGAUUCCCCCGCUGUGCGCCAGCCUUCUCGGUCGCCGUCGCCAGCUCCGUUGAGUAGGCAGCUUUCUAGAUCGCCCGCGGAAUUAUCCACAACGGCGCUCAUGCAGAAAAAUGAUAUUUUCAAUAUCUGCUGUACAAUCAUAAUAAUGUAUGUAAAGUUACGAAUGAACGAAGUUUUGACAAGAAUUCUCUGA